AUGGCAACCCCAGGGUAUCAGGAGGAGCAGGCGGGCCUGGAGGAGGAGGAACAAGAUCAGAAUAUGCCUAUGAGAGUGCAUAAGCUCGAGGAAUUUGGAAUAUCGUCCGGAGAUAUUUCGAAACUAGCCGGGGCCGGCUUCCACACGGUUGAAAGCAUUGCUUUCACGCCAAAGAAGGCACUGCUGCUGAUCAAAGGCAUCUCCGAGGCCAAAGCGGACAAAAUUCUCGCUGAAGCGACGAAGCUUGUACCAAUGCACUUCACCACUGCAACGGAGUUCUACCAACGGCGCAAUGAGGUCAUCAUGAUUCAAACAGGAUCGAAAGAAUUGGACAAAUUGCUUGGAGGUGGUAUCGAAACAGGCAGCAUCACAGAAAUCUUUGGCGAAUUUAGAACAGGGAAAACGCAACUCUGUCACACGCUCGCGGUAAUAUGUCAGCUACCGACAUCUAUGGGUGGAGGGGAGGGGAAAUGCCUAUAUAUUGACACGGAGGGUACAUUCCGGCCGGAGCGGUUGCUGUCUGUGGCAGAAAGAUUUGGACUCAACGGGGAAGAGGUACUCGACAACGUCGCAUACGCACGCGCACAUCACACCGACCAUCAGAAGCAACUGCUGAUACAAGCAGCCGCCAUGAUGGCCGAGACGCGUUACAGCCUUUUGAUAGUCGACAGUGCAACUGCAUUGUACAGGACGGACUUUUCCGGACGUGGGGAAUUGUCAGCGCGACAAAUGCAUCUCGCGCAAUUCCUGCGGUUGUUGAUGAGAAUGGCGGAUGAGUUCGGAGUUGCCGUGGUGAUCACAAAUCAAGUUGUGGCUCAAGUGGAUGGCGCUGCAAUGUUCAACACCGAUCCCAAGAAGCCCAUAGGCGGGAACAUCAUGGCGCAUGCCUCAACAACUCGGCUAUAUUUGCGGAAAGGAAGGGCCGAGAACCGUAUAUGCAAAAUCUAUGAUUCGCCCAAUCUGCCGGAGGCAGAAGCCAUGUUCUCCAUCGGCGAAAAUGGAAUCGAUGAUCCCAAGGAUUGAGAUGUGUCGACUGGUGUAGAUACUAUUGUACGCGGCGAAGGUGUAGUGGGAUGGAGUUGAUGAAGGAUUUGUACAUGCAGGUACUGCGAAUGUUUUUUUGAUAAUUCUGGAGUUAUCAUAACGGGACAACUGUAAAACAUGUAUGUAAAAUAGACAGUGCACACACAUAUAAUGAACAUAACCACGAGUUUCGCGUUGGCAAGCGAUACGUAGUUUUCCACGUCAUGGCCGUGGGCAUUUGGCAUACAUCAGCUACCAUCCGGGGGGUCUGCGGCCCAAAGCGAGCUCCCACAUUUCGCAGUCAGGCUUUAAGCGACAAAGGAAUCAUGUGUUCAAUGUUAUAUUUUGUGUAGAGACGUCACAGUUC
This is a messenger RNA of Fimicolochytrium jonesii, 1390 nucleotides long. RefSeq names its product putative DNA repair protein RAD51. The record is from RefSeq and is a predicted model, not a curated record. Gene Ontology annotation, molecular function: single-stranded DNA binding; double-stranded DNA binding; DNA strand exchange activity. Gene Ontology annotation, cellular component: condensed nuclear chromosome. The transcript has 7 exons. Bases 1 to 1023 code for a protein of 340 amino acids. Lineage: Eukaryota; Fungi; Chytridiomycota; Chytridiomycetes; Spizellomycetales; Powellomycetaceae. Gene Ontology annotation, biological process: DNA strand invasion; DNA recombinase assembly; mitotic recombination-dependent replication fork processing.